AAACGCUUUGUCAUUGUCGUAGAACAGUCUUUCGAAACUUCGCUUCAUCUAGAAAACAUCGACUCUACUCUGAACUCUACUGCUAAUACCAUGAACCCAGCAACGUCUUCGAGCUCUUCCAGCUCCGGUAGCUCUAGUGAGAGCGAAAGAGAACCAAGUCCCCUGAGAACCAGGACUGUGAAGAGAGAAUUUUGGCUUUUAAAGCAUCGGGUAAAGUGUAUACCCAGAGGUGUAUUAGAGAAAGAAAUGAAGAAUUCCGGCAGGACAAGGUGGAUUUCAUUUUCCCCAAAGUUAUCAAAAGAUCAAUUGGGGGAUCUCCUGAAAUCUUCCAUGCCCCGCCUGGCUAAUGUGUCAUUAGACCGAUUGCAAGUGUUAGAUCCACUUCAAGAGGGUCGAAAAUGGAAAGGGUAGCAGCCUCUCUCCCUAGUGCGAAUGAGCUGCUUUCGCUAAUGAAAGGAACCAAAUCCAAGAAGAUUUUCUUGUAUC
Molecule: messenger RNA, 486 nt
Organism: Actinia tenebrosa (Australian red waratah sea anemone)
Lineage: Eukaryota; Metazoa; Cnidaria; Anthozoa; Actiniaria; Actiniidae
Biological process (GO): positive regulation of transcription by RNA polymerase II
Cellular component (GO): mediator complex
Molecular function (GO): transcription coactivator activity; transcription factor binding
Source: RefSeq, a predicted model, not a curated record